AUGAAAUCAACUGACCCCAACCAAUUUCCUGAGGCCAUUUCUUCUUCUCAGCUUAAUCAUGAUCCACCUAACGACUUACACUCUCUAUUCAGCUGUUAUAAUGAGUCGUUACGACCUCAACUGGAGAUGUAUGCACUUGUCUUAACUCGUGACAUUAAUGUCAGGCCUCUUGCUGCGUGGUUCAAUGAAGAUAUUAGGAAUGCCAAACGCUUGAGACUAAAUGCUGAAAAGACGGGGAGAGCUCCAAGAUUAUCUGUUGAUCUUGCUGCUUUUAAGAAGGAAAGAAAUCGUGUGGUAAAUUUGAUGAAUGAGACACGCCGUGUUUACUUUAAUCAGUUUAUCGAAGAUAACAGCACAGACCAGAAGAGGCUUUUCGCGGUAAGUAAGAGUUUAUUGAACAUGAGGAAAGAUCGAUCCCUUUACACAUUCUGUUUUACUUCUUGCAAACAAUAUGGGUCAGUUUUUUAUUGCCAAGGUAACCAAUAUCAGUUCAAAGCUAAACGGCAUUCUUGCUGUCAACGUCCGAGCCCAACCUGGAAU
Molecule: messenger RNA, 540 nt
Organism: Porites evermanni
Lineage: Eukaryota; Metazoa; Cnidaria; Anthozoa; Scleractinia; Poritidae
Source: the annotation of a GenBank genome assembly